This is a messenger RNA of Colletotrichum destructivum, 1296 nucleotides long. Its product is annotated as Putative E3 ubiquitin-protein ligase CCNB1IP1. Gene Ontology annotation, cellular component: synaptonemal complex. The coding region runs from base 1 to 1296 and encodes 431 amino acids. Lineage: Eukaryota; Fungi; Ascomycota; Sordariomycetes; Glomerellales; Glomerellaceae. The record is from RefSeq and is a predicted model, not a curated record. Gene Ontology annotation, biological process: reciprocal meiotic recombination. The transcript is spliced from 4 exons. Gene Ontology annotation, molecular function: ubiquitin protein ligase activity.
AUGGAACAUACACUCAAAUGCAAUUUGCUUAAAUGCCGAAAAGAGCUUGGUGACCAGGCGAUGGUGACCACCUGCAGCCAUAUUUUCUGCGUCAAGUGCUCCAGACGCCAUGGUUUGAUCGGGCCAGUACCUGAGCGGCGUAACACCUGCCCAGCCUGCGGUUCCCAGCUGAAAAAUACAGACGAUGCGGUAGUGACCAACCUGAACCCGACUGAGGACUAUAAAACGAGCGUACUGAGCGGGUUGAGUCCCAAUAUCAUCAUGGAGAGUGCAGGGAGAGCAUUGAGCUUCUGGGCAUACCAAACAACACAAGAAAUACCGCGGGAGACGCCGACGCAGAAAUUGAGAGUCUUCAAGAGAAGCUGCAAGGCAAGUUUGCCAAUGGAACAGACCAUUCUGUCUUCGAGCAUGCUUAUUAAUAGUACAGUAGCCCUUUCGGACGACUGCGACGACGUGCGACACAAGCACGAAGAGCUUGCACAUGCCUACCAAGACAAGUGCCGUAGGCUUACACAGGUCCAGGAGCUUUACGACCGGGUGAAAAGGAAAGCCGAGCUAGGACAGAUGGAGGCUGCUGCGCUGGACGCUGUUGCUUCAACUCUCCAGUUCGGUACACGCGUGCCCGAAUACAAUAAGAAUGAAUCGGCCGCGAGGCUCAACAUAUACGAGCAGCAAACAGACCCUGUGCACCACGCUCCUCCUUAUGCCACCAGGACAGACCGUCAGUACCAGAGCGCACACGCUGAUGGAAGCUCAGGGACAUUUCGUGGGGAUAUGGCCUGGUCAAGGAGCGGACCUGCGCAAGGCGGCGAUGUACAGACUCCGCACGGAACCCCCCGGGCGCAUGGUGUUGAUAUCGGGGCAGAGAGUCAUGCUAGAUUCGGGUCGUCGGCGGCUUCCAAGCCGGCUGUACGUACAUCUUCAAGUCGGGGCCUCUCUGGCGUACUUGGCAAUGCUUCAAAUUUAAGACACCAACCGGUUCUUCGUGGUCAUGGACUCGGUCUCGGUCUCUCCUCUGGCAUCAGAACCAGUCACACCAGUCAAGCCAACCAUGGCAGCCACAGCAGUCAUGGUUCGGAGGAACGCGCAUAUCAGUUAUAUGCCCGAGGUAUUUGCAAGGUGUCACCAUUCCUGAUGUUCUCGCCACUGACCCUCAAUGAUAGCUGCCCAGCGCCCAAACCUUGCCCCUGCAGAAUUUGGCCAUAUGCCUGGCCCAUGACAGAAAGCAUGACUGGCGGUCCCAUAGGACAGGACUCUCUUUUCAGGCGGCUUUGUUUUUGGGGGAAGAGACAAUAG